AUGGCUUCUCUCGUCACAAAUGGAGUCUUUUCAACCUUUUCUCCACAACCAUCUCAGAAACCCCUAAAAUCUCAAAGGAUCAUCUUCAAAACCGAAAUUUCUUGUAAAACACCGAAGUCAAAGUCCCACAAUUCCAGGUUCUUGAAGCUCAGAGCUGAUGCAAAAACAAUCCAAUCAGAGACAGUCGCUGAAGGUAAUUCUUCAAAUUCAUCUUCAGUCGAUGACGACCCACUUCAGAAAUUUCUUAAAAGAGAUUACAAAUGGGGAUUCAGUCAAGAAAUUGAUUCGUUCACGAUCCCUAAAGGGCUUUCCGAAGAAACAAUCAGGCUAAUUUCAUCAAGGAAAAACGAACCUGAUUGGAUGCUUGAGUUUAGAUUGAAUUCUUAUCAUAAAUUCCUUCAAAUGACCGAGCCAAAAUGGUCCGAUAACGAUUACCCCAAAAUCGAUUUCCAAAACCUCUGUUACUAUUCAGAACCCAAAAAGAAACCAACUUUGAAUAGCCUCGAUGAAGCCGACCCAGAACUCCUCAAGUACUUCGACAAAUUGGGUAUCCCUCUAAGCGAAAAGAACCGUCUAGCAAACGUCGCUGUGGAUGCUGUUCUCGACAGCGUUUCAAUCGCCACAACUCAUAGAAAAAUUAGAGAAAUCCGGGUAAUCUUUUGUUCAAUCUCCGAAGCCAUUAAAGACCACCCUGAUAAAGUCAAAAAAUAUCUAGGAAAAGUCGUUUCCUCAGAUGAUAACUUCUACGCUGCUUUGAAUUCAGCUGUAUUUAGUGACGGAUCCUUCGUCUACAUCCCUAAAGACACCAAAUGCCCGAUGCAAAUCUCAACUUAUUUCCGUAUAAACGCCAUGGAAACCGGUCAAUUUGAACGAACUCUUAUCAUAGCAGAUGAUCGAAGCUUUGUUGAGUAUCUAGAAGGUUGCACUGCUCCUUCUUAUGACACGAAUCAGCUCCAUGCAGCUGUUGUUGAACUCCAUUGUAACGAAGAAGCUGAAAUCAAAUACUCCACAGUUCAAAAUGUGGAGACCGGGUCUGCAAUUACAUGGAAAUACCCGAGUGUUGUUUUGGAAGGUACAAAGAUGAUUCAUAAGGGGAAGAAUACAAAAAGUCGGAUUAUUUCAAAGGGGAUUUCAGCUGGAAAUUCAAGGAAUUGUUUAGGGGACUUGUUCAGGUUCAAUCAAGAGCUGAUAAUGCAAGGAAUUCUUCUCAAUGUGAUUCCAUGCUUAUUGGUGAUAAAGCUGCUGCUAACACUUACCCUUACAUUCAGGUUUUCUACAGUGAAGAAUCUGUCCAAUUAUAGCAAUGAAAUUCAAAUACAAAGCAAUUUUGUCCAUUAA
Messenger RNA from Lactuca saligna, 1338 nucleotides. The record is from the annotation of a GenBank genome assembly. Lineage: Eukaryota; Viridiplantae; Streptophyta; Magnoliopsida; Asterales; Asteraceae.